This is a messenger RNA of Sitophilus oryzae (rice weevil), 981 nucleotides long. RefSeq lists its product as uncharacterized. NCBI's taxonomy places the organism in Eukaryota, Metazoa, Arthropoda, Insecta, Coleoptera, Curculionidae. Bases 190 to 882 code for a protein of 230 amino acids. The transcript is spliced from 4 exons. The record is from RefSeq and is a predicted model, not a curated record.
GAUUAAUGAUUUUAAUUGCGUUUAUCUCAUCAAGGAGAUCAAAAUCGAAAAAUAUCAGGAUACAACUUUUUAAUUAGCAUUAAAUGACCAACACAAUUUUACAUGACAAUUUUACUUGUACACUUGUACCCUUCUUGUACUUAUGUCAAAAUUCUGACAUUAGAAAAUAAACCUUAGGAUAAUUUAUACAUGUAUUUGAUACUUUACUUGUUAACUAUUAUUUAUAAUAUAGUGAUUGGAACAAUAGAUUUAAAUACAGCUGAAUUACAGUACCUUGCAGAUCACUUAACACCAGAAGAAUGUCGCAGAUUAGUGGCAGCUGCACACUUUCAUGGUUUUGAAGAACCUAAUGCACUUGACAAAGCUGACAGAAAAGUUCCUAAAGAUAUAUUAUGUAUUGAUCACCUCCAUCACUGGAACGCACAGCAAGGAGAAGGUAAAGGUGAAACACAUGAAGUUUUAGAACAUAGGCUGAGACAAAUGGGAAAAACUGAAUUAGCAGAUUGGUUAGGCAAAAUAGUGUUUCGCCAAUUAGGAAUAGACUUGGAAAAUGCCAUAAAUAAAGAAAUCAUAGAUUAUACUGAAAAAUUAAGCACUGAAUCAGCAAUACUUGCCCUAGAACCAUUGCAACCAAAAAUUGAAAAUCCUACUGAAUACAAUAUUAUUGAUACAUUUCUGUAUGCUUUAGCUAUAGGAAUUUCAUUAACAAUUAUUGGGCUAAGUGUUAAACUUAUAUGUAAUAAAAUAUCAAAAAAUCUUAAACAAAGAAAAAGAAGAAAGCUUCAGUAUGAAUUUAUGGAUGCAGACACAUCAGACUCUGAACAUGAAGAUAAUAAAUUCGAUAUUAGAACAUAUAUUUCCAGCUCACAUAUCACCAGAUAAUGUGUAAUAAAUAAAAGCUCAUGUAUCUUAUAAUUACAAUAUAUUAAGUUAAAAAAGUAAAAUACAUUCUCACUUGUUUACUUUACUUCUUUUACUUGU